Peronospora belbahrii is the source of this 237-nucleotide messenger RNA. Lineage: Eukaryota; Oomycota; Peronosporomycetes; Peronosporales; Peronosporaceae. The record is from the annotation of a GenBank genome assembly.
AUGGUAGCAAGCACUGAGGCGUUAAACAAAUGGGCACGAAAAAACUGGCAUCUCGUUGCUACACAGCAAUAUUUUGACGAACAGGGUGUGUUUAUGGGUAUUUUCUACGCUGGACCAUUACUUGCGGCGGGUUUUUUUCAAUUGAUCUUGAGCAUGAAGAACAUGGUGGACAUGGUCGUGGUUGUGAAACGAGCAGAGUAUAUACAGCAGCUCAAGUCAACAAAGAAGAACGAGUAG